AUGCUGGAGCACGUUGCCCUCGGCGCGCACGGCCAGCUUUGUUCAGCGGACGGCUCGAUCGCUUCAGACGAGUUGCGCGCCGCGCAUGCAGAGGUUACUGCGGAGCUGGAAGCAGCAAGGGGGGACGUCGAAGCACAGCGAGUGCUGGAGGUCCCACGCCUGCUCGAGAUCUAUCGGGACUACACGCAGUAUCUGGUAUCUUGUCCACAGGCGGUCAUGCAAGCGACCAUCGCAAAGCUCGAAGGUCUGCUCCAGCAGCUCCGCAGCAUGUGCAGCACCAUGGAGCUGAUCCGGCCCUGCCAGGCGACCACGCCCUUCAUGUUUGACGUCUUCAUCUACUAUCUGCUGCUGAAGUAUGGAGUGGUCGAUGCCUACGCGAACCUUGGAAAUGUCACCAGCCAGGAGGUCUUCCGUGGAUGGCCCAUCGAGGAGCACGAGCAGCGCACCUGGUUCCUUUUCGGGGCCCUCUGGAGAGUAAUCUGGCCUGCCAGAGACUACUGUGCAUGUGUGGAAGCUUAUGACUACUACACCACCAUGCACGCUUUGUUUGAUGGAUCCUUGCACAUAGGCCGCGGGGACCUUCACGAGCGGCUGCUGCGGCCCUCGAGUGAAGCGCGGCGGAUGGUCGAGGCUGCGUCAUAUUGCGAGGAGUGGCUGGAAAAGGACUUCCAGCGCAUCUUUUCCACCUAUGCCAAGUUCUCGGCUUGUUUACCAGGCGCACUGAUGGAGAACAUCGUCUGCCUCCAGCGAUGGCUCUUGGGUGGCAAGGUCAUCGGGAGCCUCAAUACUGCUGAGAUGAUGGUGAAGCUGCUGACGUUGAGCGACACCUGCUUGGAAGACACACGCUGGCCGUUCAGCAAGGCGGACGUGGAGUACAACUUCGCACGCCUGGCGGUCAACUGGCGCGCGGGAAACGUGAACUGCCAGGCAAUGGAUCGUUUCGGCCAACGGCUGCAGGACGACGGAUGCCCCAGCGCUCUGGACGCCACGGCGCUGCGGCCGCUGUUGUGGUCUCCGUCACCUCUGCAGCAGAAUGGGCGGCAGGUGCAGUGCACAGCCCAGUUCGAUAAUGCCUGCAUCGUGAAUGGCAUCGUCACUGUCCGUAAGCCUCCAGAUGGUGAGGCUCGUCUUCCUGACGAGCUUCAAACCUGCUCUGAGACGGGGCGCAACAGGCACCGUCUCGCUCUGAGCGAGGAUCUCGGACAUCUCUGGGGCACCCAAGAAGAGGCCGUCCUGCAAAGGCAGACAGUAGGCUUCGUGUUAAACCUUCCAGAGACCGGCGACAACGUUUGGCACAACCUGCACUGGAUUGUGCCGGCUGCCGCCAGGUUGCAUGGGCCACGUGCCCAAGAAAGCCUUGGUGACAAAACCACGCGGGACGUUCUGCUGAUCCUACUCUUCGAUGCAUACCUCUUUCGCGAAAACAAGCCCGACCUGGAGAACGGCUCCGAUGUUUCCGAGGCCGACGCAGACCGCGAGAAGGCGGAGCAGCAGCAGCGCUUCGAGCUGUGGGUCGUCAGGCAUGCGCCUUUCCUCCGCCUGCUCACAACAGCGCCACCGGUUAUGCUUCACACAGUGCAGCGCCGCUGCUUCGGUCGACUGCUAUGGGGGCAUGCUGAGAUGCGGGCCGAUCGAGAGCUGCGCCACGGAACCGCUGUGGGCCCCGAGGAGGUUCAGGCCUUCAAGGAUGCCUUGAAUCAUCACCACGCGCGUGAGAUGGACGAGCUGGCGCACAGCUUUUGGCAGCGCUCGCCCCUCCCUGCGGCCAUGGGGAUGGUCCCUGACAAGGGGAGCCACAUCUCCGUCAUCGUCAUCCAGCGUGCCUUUGACCACGGGCGGUCUUUUCUGGACCUCCCGAAUCUCACGGCAAGGGCGCUGGAACCGCUCACAUCGUCCGGGGCCGGGGCCUGGAGGGUUUUGGACGACCUGGAGCAGCGUCCUCUGCUGCAGCAGGCAGCCCUCUUCCGGAGCACGGACGUCUUGGUCGGUGCAGUUGGGGCGGCACUUGCAUGGAUGCUGCUCAUGCCGGCUGGAGGACAAGUUCUGGAAUGGUUGCCGCAGGGUGUACAACCCUCGCUGUAUCGCUGCAGCGAGGCGUGGAAUGAAGACACCCUGGGCAUGUUCGGAGGUCUGGGACGGUUGGCCAACGUUGACCACGUGUGCUUGCGGAGCGAAGGGACACCUGUUCAAAUCCCAGACAGCAAGCGGUUCUCGGCCACUAGAACCACGGCGAAAGACGCCUUCUGGCGACAGACGAAUCUGGAGACUCUGCUGAACCUUAGACGCCUCUUCACUGACGUGGAUCAGCUUGCGGUUUCUGAUUUUGUUGAUGACUCGGCGUCGGCUACGGGGCAGAAGCUGAAGCACAAGAAGCAGCUUGGCUUCGGGCUGGGAGCCCUGCAGCACAAGGCGGAGGAGGCUAGCCGUGCAAAGAAAGAGAAAGUGAAAGAAAGCAACAACCAGGACUCAGCGCAGGACAAAAGCCUGGGCUGCGAGGAGCCUCCAGAAAGCAUCGAGGGCCUUCAGCCAUCUGUUUCCAGCACAUCUACCCUCCCAGGAUCACCGGCCCCAGAACCAGUGGCUCGUUCUGUGCAGGUCUUCGACGAGCUUCAGGCGUCUAGGGAAGGCACGGGACUGUGCCUUAAAGACGCAGCAGCCUCGACUGCCCGUGCAGACGAAGAAGUUUGA
This is a messenger RNA of Symbiodinium natans, 2688 nucleotides long. Lineage: Eukaryota; Dinophyceae; Suessiales; Symbiodiniaceae. The record is from the annotation of a GenBank genome assembly.